AUGAAAAAUGACCAAGACGGGUCGUCGUGCUUACCCAAGCAUGUGUACGCAAACCCGAAGGAACCAUCCAUAUGCGCAGUGCUGAGCGGACAUGUGAGAACGAGCGCGACCGUUUUGCCGCAAUGGGUUUGUCCGUUGAUGACGUGGGAACGCACUCCUUUCGUAAGGGGGUUUCGACUGCGCUCUCCAACACUCCUGGUGGACCUCAAGCAGUUUCAGUGUGGUUACGGGCUGGGUGGAGCCUGGGCAGCGUUCAGAAACGAUACAUUUUUGCUGGUGCUGGAGGUGACCAACAUGUUGGACGAGCAGCAGCGGUCGUUCUACCCAUCGACGUUUCGUUGUGUGCUUCCAUUCCUCCUCGCAUCCAUCGUCCACCACCAGGAAUGGCUUCGAUCAACGCUCCAUACGUCACACCCAUUGUUUCUGUCGCUGUUGUGGACGUCCGGUGUGGUCCAGCAACUCACACCACGGUGGACAUGGAAUGGAAAAAUCCACGCCGUCCCACAAGGGUUUGAGUUUCCAACAUGCAAAGUCAUAGAUUUGUGGAACCUGUGGUGGCUUGGGAUUCCCACGGAAAAGAUCGGCCCCCUUCGGCGGUUAAAGACCUGGGACAUUUCCAGGGCGGGUGCUGGGAACCUCUCCAAAGCGCGUCAUGUUAUCAACACCAUUGUGUCCUUCUCAAACCUGAGUGGCAGCGACAUGGAGCGCUUGGCGCUGUCCAAGCUCCACGAACAAUUUCGCCCAUGUUUCUUACGUGCCUCACAGUGGACGUAUGGUGAAAUGACAUCGGAGGAGUUGCGGCACCAGACCAAGUCGCUGCUGGAAAUGGCCAAGGCCUCACAAAAACAAUAA
Messenger RNA from Aphanomyces astaci, 852 nucleotides. RefSeq lists its product as hypothetical. The transcript has 5 exons. Bases 1 to 852 code for a protein of 283 amino acids. NCBI's taxonomy places the organism in Eukaryota, Oomycota, Saprolegniomycetes, Saprolegniales, Verrucalvaceae. The record is from RefSeq and is a predicted model, not a curated record.